AUUAUCUGUUUGACGCGACCUUGGCGGCCCAAACACUAUGAUACCUGCAGCGGUGGUGCGGACGCCGCGCUUCGUUCACGUUGUCGCUCAUCGUGCGACCAUUCGACAUCGCCCGCCACACCGAGGCUGGCAUGCUGCGCUCCCGCCACCCAGACCUUCGCGUUUCCAGCGGUAACCCUCCCAGACUGCUGCCGCGUGGAGGACUCGGCCGUUGGGAACGGGCGCCUCCGCAUCGGCUUCUACCGCACCGCAGAAAGGACGCAUCGCUUUUUCAGGUGCGGGCAGUCCCUUUUGCGACAAGUGUGCUGAUGUGGAGACGCUCGAACACAUCCUCCUACGGUGCCCCGAGUACGCCGCUGAACGCGACGUGCUCACUUACCGCCGCCUCGGACCCCCGUGCGACAGCACGGAAGCCUUCCCGUCCGCGCAAUCCUCGGUGAUCGGGCGCGCUUUCGCAGCGCUGCUUGAUUACUUGGGAGCAGCCGACUGUUGCACAAGCUUGCCGCCCUCGCUUCCCGCAUUACCGCUCGCCCUUUUCUCUCUUUCUCUAUAUUACCCUCCCCCGUGCAGCACUGUUGAGGUGCCCUCUCAAGAGAGGCAGUUACGGCGCUGCGCUUUUCUUUCCACCCUCCCAACUUAAUGUCACUCACACACACGCGCGCGCGUAGUGUAUCUUUCCGAUUUGGAACGGACGGCAGCAAGCGAUGGCCGCAAGACAAGAAGCCUCCUCGUCUCCAGGCAUCGAUGCGAGAAAGUUUUACAGGCGCUCGUGCGCGCCCGAAGUUUCGGAGCCGGUCACGGGCCUGCUACGCGGAGAGCUUCCCGCUUGGCUACAAGGUAGGCUUUUACGGAACGGUCCGGGACUGUCUUCAGUUGGCCCCGAUCGCUACAACCACGCAUUUGACGGCCCCGCUCUGCUGAGGCAAUUCACCAUAGAGAAUGGCCGAGUGCUUUACCAGAACCGCUUCCUGCGAAGCGAAGCAUACGUACGCAACCGGAGGGCCAACAGAAUCGUCGUCUCCGAGUUUGGAACCGCGGCGCACCCUGACCCUUGUGCCACUGUAUUCGAACGGGUGGCGUCGUAUUUCUCCAUGGACUUAACGGACAACGCUCUGGUGAACGUGAUGCCCGUGGGCGACGAGGUGUACACCCUGACGGAGACACCUGAUAUGACUCGAGUGGACCCUGCGUCACUGGAGACUCUGGAAAAGAAAACCUUGAGAGAAUUGGUGGCCGUGCACAUUGCCACCGCCCACCCACAUUUGGACCCCGUCGACGGCGCUACGUACAAUAUUGGCACACGCGUAGGUGCGCGUCAUUCCUUCGUGCUUGUUCACUUUCCUCCCAGCGGAUCCGAAAGCUCGGUGGACCGUGCCAGAGCCGUGGGCACGAUACCGUUGCAAUCUCGUAUAUCCGUGCCGUACAUCCACAGUUUCGGAAUGACCGAAAACUGGGUGGUCGUGCUGGAGCAGUCUCUUUCCAUGCACCUGCCCUCCAUGUUAGCGGCGAGGUACCUGGGCUACAAGGCGUACAUGAAUGCCCUGAAGUUCGAUGCCAAGAAGAACGUCCGCUUUCACGUGAUGAACAAGAAGACCGGGGAGCUUCACCCCGCCGUGUUUGAGUCCGCCGCAUUUUUCACUUUCCACCACAUCAACGCCUUCGAACAGGGCGACGAGCUCGUGGUCGACAUAAUAUGCUUCGACGACGACAGCAUCAUCAGGAGCCUCGACUACACGGUGGAAAAGCCCGUCGUGUUCAAGAUGGGACAAAUGCGUCGUUUUUCGCUGCCUUUGAAUCGAGGCCCGGACGAGCGUGUGAUCAUCGAGCCCCGGGAACUAGCCAAGGGCAAGCUGCGCGGGGAACUUCCUAGAAUCAACCAAGGCCGCAAUGGGAAGCCAUACAAGUAUAGCUACAGCCUCAGCAACGUCGAAGGCGAAGAGCACAGGGCAUUCGUCUCCAAGCUCGAUGUCACUACGGGCGAUUGGCUGCGCUGGGAAAGGCAAGGGUGGUUCCCCUCAGAACCUGUCUUUGUAGCGCGUCCAGGCGCUGUUGAGGAAGACGAUGGUGUCGUCCUGAGCUCCCUUCUGCACGAGGAGAACGAGAAGAAGCUCGCUCUAGUGGUAUUGGACGCGAAAACAUUCAAACAACUGGCCCUUGCCGAGUUUGACUGCCCGUCCUCAAUUCCGGCUGAUUUUCACGGAUGGUUUCUUGAGAAACAGGCAUAGAAAGCCAUUUCAACUGCUGUACAA
This is a messenger RNA of Dermacentor andersoni, 2249 nucleotides long. NCBI's taxonomy places the organism in Eukaryota, Metazoa, Arthropoda, Arachnida, Ixodida, Ixodidae. The record is from RefSeq and is a predicted model, not a curated record.